This is a messenger RNA of Bipolaris zeicola 26-R-13, 996 nucleotides long. RefSeq lists its product as uncharacterized. Gene Ontology annotation, cellular component: nucleolus; U12-type spliceosomal complex. Gene Ontology annotation, molecular function: RNA binding. The coding region runs from base 1 to 996 and encodes 331 amino acids. The transcript is spliced from 2 exons. NCBI's taxonomy places the organism in Eukaryota, Fungi, Ascomycota, Dothideomycetes, Pleosporales, Pleosporaceae. The record is from RefSeq and is a predicted model, not a curated record. Gene Ontology annotation, biological process: positive regulation of mRNA splicing, via spliceosome.
AUGUCGGCUCCAAGCGCCCGUCACUGGGAGCAGAACAAAGAAGCCACCGUAUACGUCGGUAAUCUCCAUGAGCGCGUCACACCUCGCAUCCUUCACGAGCUGAUGCUCAACACCGGCCGUGUACGUAAUGUGAAUAUGCCAGUCGAUCGUGUCAAUGGACAGCACCAAAGUUUCGGCUUCGUCGAGUUCCACACAGAAGCUGAAGCCGACUAUGCUUCUAAAAUUCUCAACAAUGUUGCCCUUUACGGAAGCCGGAUACGUGUGAACAAGGCAUCUGCAGAUAAGCAAAAGAAUGUCGAGAUUGGCGCAGAGCUGUUCGUUGGCAAUCUUGAUCCAGGUGUAGACGAGAAGACUCUGUACGACACAUUCAGUCGAUUCGGACCACUGGUGAAUGCGCCAAAGGUUGCGCGCGAUGAAGUCACAACCGCGUCGAAAGGCUACGGUUUCAUCUCCUACGGCGAUUUCGAGUCCUCGGAUGCGGCCAUCGCCAGCAUGCACAACCAAUACAUCAUGUCCAAACAGAUCACAGUUCAGUACGCGUAUAAGAAAGAUGGCAAGGGCGAGCGACAUGGAGACGAAGCCGAGCGUAUGCUUGCUAAACAAGCCAAGGCUCACGGAGUUGCGCCUGCUGUUCAGCCUCUACCAGCACAUCUUUUCCAGCUUCCUCCAGGCGCUGCUCCAACGGGACCAGCUAUGCCUGUAGAUGGAAGAGGUGUACCAGGCGCGCCAAGCGGGCCAGGAGGAUAUGGACCACCGAGCGGACCUCCUGGCUUUGUACCCAACGGACCCGCAGGUUAUGGCAGACCACCCUCUGCUGCUCCCAUCGGCCACCCGUCACUCCCUCCUCCUCCAACGGGUCUGCCUGCUCGCCCACCGAGCGGUACCCCAACCAAUUUCUUCCCUCCCCCUCCGGGAUUUGCAGCUCCACCACCAGGCUUUGGGGCCCCUCCGCCCGGUUUUGGAGGCCCUCCAGGUUAUGCACAAGCACCUAGGUAG